Molecule: messenger RNA, 1354 nt
Organism: Oryzias melastigma (Indian medaka)
Lineage: Eukaryota; Metazoa; Chordata; Actinopteri; Beloniformes; Adrianichthyidae
Product: sodium channel subunit beta-2
Exons: 3
Coding region: 190-753 (187 amino acids)
Source: RefSeq, a predicted model, not a curated record
ACGAUAGAAAUAAAUGUAGUGAUGAAGGAGAAACGAGGACGAUUAGAACCGGGAAUGUUACCGUAACGUUAAGCAUAACACGGUAAAGGGAGUGUUGUUAUUUCCGCCACUCGAUCUGUCAAUCAUCAGACCACGCCCACAACAUGUCGGCAGUGUUUUUCAAGUGAACUACGCAGUUGAAUCUCCAACAUGUGGAUCCUCGGUUCGGUUCUGUUCUUUGUUCUGGUCGGUUCGUCUGUUUCUGGAACAUCAGAUCUGAUCAUCCCUGCUGAGCCUGGACAGAACGUCACUCUGAGAUGUGAAGAUACAAACAUCAAAAUCAACGAGGAUUUAGCUUUUGAGUGGACCAGAACUGACCUGAAGAAGGAUGAAUAUGUGUUUUUCUACAGGGAUAACAGUACUUUUCUUGAUGGUCAGCAUGAAUCUUUCAUGAACCGAGUGUCUCUGAAGGACCCUCAGAUGAAGGAUGGAGAUCUGUCUGUGGUUCUGAAGAAUGUGAACAUUGAAGAUUCUGGAACAUAUGAGUGUAGAGUCAAACAAGGAGAAGGAAGCAGACACAAGAGAUCUGUUUUAGAGUCUACUCCCAUCUCCAUCAUCAAUCUGCAGGUGCCUCCUCCAGGACAUGGUCAUCUUGGUCUGAUCGUUCUGUCAGGUCUUCUUCUUGCUGUUCUGGUUCUUCUUCCUGUUGUUCUCUGGAUCUCCAUGAAGAAAAAACUCUUCAGACCAAAGUUCCAUCAAGCAGCAGAAUCCUGAAGAUGAUGGUCUUAUCAGAGUUUCUUCAUCAUAAAUAAUCCCAGCUACCAUGUCAGCUGCAGCUGCUGUUGUGUUCUCUGGUGUUGAUCUGCUGCUUUGGUCUCCAUGAAUGCUGCCUCUCCUUCUUAACAUCAACCUGAAGGUCUCUUCUGUCCUGCUUUACAUCACAGUAACAUGGAGUCAUCCUCCAAUCACAGCAGCAUUCAAACAGACCCUCAGCAUUUCAACAUGGCCGCCUUAUUGCUAAGCAGCUGUUCUGAAUGUGCUAGCUCGCUAACGUUAAGGGUUCUUCAUGUCAGCACAUUGGACCAGAGUGAACUUUAAGACGUGAACAGAAACACCAGGAAUAACUGUUGAAGAGUUUCUGUUCCAUUGCAGAGUGGAGGAGUGUCUAGAAUGUUCUGAUCAGGAUGAUUGAGAAUGAUCUGAUGUUCAUCAUGUUCAUCAUGUCUGUGGAGAACUCACUGUUACUGCUUGAUCUGCUUUCUCUGGAUCAACUCAUGUCAACAUGUGGAUUUGUCUUCCUCUGAUGGUGAAGAAGCUGUUCAUCACUGCAGCUCAUCUUCAUCAUCUUUCUGCUGGAAUAAACACUUCUACACAC